AUGCAGACAUUUGCAGUUCCGGAUCCUAUUGAGUUUUUAGAAGGACCACCCGUUAAGCACUAUGCGUACACGAAGACGUUCGACGAAGCAAGACAGGAUCCUAUCGUAGUCCUGCAUACGUCUGGUUCUACCAGUCUCCCAAAGCCAAUUAUCCUAACCAAUGGGAAUAGCGCUGCAAUGGAUGCUCACAGCCUGAUGCGUCUUAUUGACGAAAAGGCCCCGCAGACUGUGGAAUGGAGUAAUCUUACGAUCUUUGUAACGUUUCCGAUCUUCCAUGCUGGUGGGCUCUUUCUCACCCUCUGGGCUCCUCUAUUCUUUGGCUACACCGUUAUCUUACCUCCUCCAGGAUUGCCAGAUGUGAGGAUGGUGGAGAAAAUCCUUCAGAAUACCCCUUGUGAAGCGAUGGUUCUCCUCCCCAGCACGAUUGAGGAAAUUGCUAAUAGCCCGGUUCUUGAUCAAAUGAACAAGAUUCAAUUCGUUUCCUAUGGCGGAGGUCCUCUAUCACCGCAUGCAGGAGAUUUACUCAACAGCGUGACCCGGGUUUAUAACUGUAUUGGAGCAACCGAAGCAGGCUGGUACCCAACUCUAGCCACCGAUGUCGAAGAUUGGCAGUACUUUCAUUUCCAUCCGGACAACGGCUUCGAUAUGCGUCUGCGGCCAGACGGGCUUUACGACCAUGUCAUCGUACGCGACACAGCGGCCGGAAUGACCCAAUCUGUAUUUGAGACAUUUCCCGACCUUGAGGAAUGGCCAACCAAAGAUCUGUAUGAGAAACAUCCUCACAAGCCCGACCAUUGGCUUCACCGAGGGAGAGGAGACGAUAUCAUUGUUCUCUCAAACGGUGAAAAGUUCAACCCUCUGACAAUUGAGGCUGGACUCACCACUCAUCCUUUCAUACGGUCUGCUUUAAUAUUCGGGCAGGGUCGAUUUCAGAUCGGUGCCCUGCUCGAACUGACUGUUGCUGGAGACUCAAAGAGCUCCGAUAAAGAGGAAAUCCUACGUGCCAUCGAACCCACCGUGGAGAAGGUGAACAUUCUGGCCCCAGGCCAUGCAAAGUUGUCCAGAGAUCUCCUAUUGAUUGCCACUCCGGAAAAGCCAUUCCAAUAUGCUUCGAAAAGCACAGUGAGACGAAAACCAACCCUAGAGCUUUAUCAGGCGGAAAUCGAUAACCUGUAUGACCUUAUUGAUAUCAGAUUCGGUUCUAACAUCGACAGUAUGGAUACCACAACCGUAGAGGGUGUGGCAGCAGGUAUCCGCAGCAUGUUGACGAGUGUUGCCGGUUUCGCCAGUCUUGAAGACGACACAGAUCUGUUCGCGCUCGGGUUUGAUUCCCUGCAAAUUCUGACUCUGGUACGAUUCUUACGGGCGAGUCUGCGGGAACAUGACCAUGUGACUGUUGACCACAAACUACUAUAUAGCAAUUCCACCAUCUCCAAACUGAGUCAGGCCAUCUACGGCCUAGUCAGACACGAGUGUCAGGAGCAAGGAUCGGUCGUCGAUGAGAUGCGUUCGAUGGUCGACCGUUACACGGUAAAUGGGCCUCCGGUCACUCCAACGUCAAAAGAAGUUGCACCGGAUGAGAUCAACGUGAUCAUAACAGGCAGUACAGGCUCGCUAGGCUCUUACCUGCUGGAUGGACUCAUGCGGCACCCCAAGGUAGGACGCAUCUGGUGCCUAAAUCGGGCCACCGAUGCGCAGGAAACCCAGACUCAGCUCAGCCGAGGGCGUGGGCUGCUUACCAACUGGGCAUCGAAGGUGAUUUUUCUAAAAGCGGAUCUAUCCCAACCGGGACUUGGGAUCCAGCUUCACGAUUACGAGAUCUUGAUUAAGCAUGCAACCCACAUUCUUCAUAGCCAAUGGCCUGUCAAUUUUAACCUUCCCCUCUCCUCUUUUGAGCCACAAGUGGCAGGAGUCCGCCAGCUCUUAAACCUAGCAGCUGCAUCCAAACACUAUAUCUCGCUAUUUUUCGUUUCGUCUGUGUCAGUAGCUGCUCACUGGCCAUGGGCAGAGUCCAUGUUGGUCCCUGAGACGGUUAUUAUCGAUCUCUCUGUCGCUGGCAUGGGCUACGGUGAGGGCAAGCUAGUAUCAGAGGCGGUCCUUGACUGGGGCGCAAAAGCCGGUCUCGCCCACACAGUGACCUGUCGGGUCGGGCAGAUCGCUGGCCCUGUCAAGGGAGGCGGGCGAGUUGGACGGUGGAACCGAAAGGAGUGGUUCCCGGCAAUCAUCGACACAUCUGCAACGCUGGGAGUUCUUCCACGAACUCUGGGACAGAUGAACGAGAUUAGCUGGAUACCUGUUGACUUUCUUGCGGACAUUAUUCUAGAGUUGGCAGUUGACUCCAGGCCGCCCUCACCGACAACUAGUGGAGGAGUGGAGGUCUUUCAUACUAUCAAUGCACACCGACCCAUAUGGGAGUCCCUUCUGCUCGUGGUCAAAAAGCAACUAGCAGAAAGCGGUCACCCAGUGGAGAUUGUCGAUUGGAAAGAGUGGGUUCACUUGCUAAAUCAAGCAGCUGAGGAAGUAGAAGGGCAGAUGAACCCUGCGGAACCGGUGCCGGGUGUGAAGUUACUCGAUUUUUUCAAGGGCAUAGGCACUGCCCCUAAAGGCGGAGAAGAUCAGCGAGCACAGGGGACUCUAGAUAUCCAGAAAACCCGGAAUAAGAGCCGGACGCUGGGCGAACUGGACGCGGUGGGAGAGGAAUGGAUGCGAACGUGGAUGAUGCAGUGGGGGUACUGA
This is a messenger RNA of Talaromyces atroroseus, 2736 nucleotides long. RefSeq lists its product as hypothetical. The transcript is spliced from 3 exons. The record is from RefSeq and is a predicted model, not a curated record. Bases 1 to 2736 code for a protein of 911 amino acids. Lineage: Eukaryota; Fungi; Ascomycota; Eurotiomycetes; Eurotiales; Trichocomaceae.